AUGACCGCCGGUUCCGGGAUCCGAGCAGAUGGCCCCCCCCAUGGUGGAAUUCAGUAUGAAAUGGUCUCCGUUUUCAAGGAUGGGAGCCCUAUCCUUCGAGACAUGGCCUUCUCCACCGACCAGAAGUAUCUGUAUGUCAUGUCAGAAAGACAGGUGUCCAGGGUUCCUGUUGAAUCCUGUGAGCAAUACACAACCUGUGGGGAAUGUCUGAGCUCAGGGGACCCUCACUGCGGCUGGUGCACUCUUCACCACAUGUGCUCCCGGAAGGACAAGUGCGAGCGAGCAGAUGAGCCGUACCGAUUUGCAGCCAGCAUCAACCAGUGUAUGAGUGUCACCGUGCAGCCCAGCAGCAUCUCUGUGUCUGAGCACAGCCUUCCGCUCAGCCUGCUGGUGAGUGAUGCUCCAGACCUGUCAGCUGGAAUCACCUGUUUGUUUGGAAACCUCACUGAGGUGGAAGGCCAAGUUUCCGGCAGCCAGGUUGUCUGCAUUUCACCGGCCCCUAAAGAUGUCCCCGCCAUUCCUGUGGACCAAGACUGGUUCGGGUUGGAGCUCCAGCUGAAAUCCAAGGAGACAGGAAAGAUGUUCGUCAGCACGGAGUUCAAAUUCUACAACUGCAGUGCUCACCAAUUGUGCCUGUCUUGCGUGAACAGCGCUUUCCGCUGCCAUUGGUGCAAAUAUCGGAACCUUUGCACUCAUGACCCCACAACUUGCUCGUUUCAGGAAGGACGGAUCAAUGUUUCUGAGGACUGCCCACAGCUGUUUCCCACAGAAGAGAUUCUGAUCCCAGUAGGGGAGGUGAAGCCCAUCACACUGAAAGCCAGAAACCUGCCCCAGCCCCAGUCUGGCCAGCGUGGGUAUGAAUGUGUCCUCAACAUUCAAGGAGUUAUUCAUCGUGUGCCAGCUCUGCGCUUCAACAGCUCCAGCGUCCAGUGCCAGAACAGUUCGUAUCUCUAUGACGGGAUGGACAUAAGCAACUUAGCAGUGGAUUUUGCUGUGGUCUGGAAUGGAAACUUCAUUAUUGACAACCCAGAGGAUUUGAAAGUUCACCUCUACAAAUGCGCUGCCCAGCGGGAGAGCUGCGGCCUGUGCCUGAAAGCAGAUCAGAAGUUCGAAUGCGGCUGGUGCAGCGGAGAGGCCAAGUGCACGCUCCGGCAGCACUGCAGUUCCCCCAUUCACCCUUGGCUCGACUGGUCCAGCAGGAACGUCAAGUGCUCCAAUCCCCGCAUCACCGAGAUCCUGACAGUGUCAGGGCCCCCAGAAGGAGGGACGCGGGUGACGAUCCAUGGCGUGAACCUGGGGCUGGAUUUCUCCGAGAUUGCCCACAACGUGCAGGUGGCGGGGGUGCAGUGCACUCCCCUGCAGGAGCAGUACGUCAUCGCAGAGCAAAUUGUGUGUGAGAUGGGGCAGGCCCUCCCAGGGAUCAGUUCCGGUCCAGUGCGCCUCUGCAUCGGAGAGUGCAAACCUGAGUUCAUGGCCACAUCCUCACAACAGUACAUGUUUGUGAAUCCAGCGGUGAGCUCCCUGAGCCCUAGCCGCGGCCCAGAGUCUGGAGGGACCAUGGUGACCAUCAGUGGCCACUACCUGGGUGCCGGCAGCAGCGUGUCUGUGUUCCUGGGAAACCAGACCUGCGAAUUCUAUGGGAGGUCCAUGAAUGAGAUUGUGUGUGUCUCUGCUCCGUCAGCACAUGGCUUGGGCCCUAUCCAUGUCUCUGUCAGUGUGGACCGGGCGCAGUUAGAGAGCACUCUGGAAUUUGAAUACAUUGAUGACCCCAGAGUGCAGCGCAUCGAACCUGAGUGGAGCAUAGCCAGCGGACACACGCCUCUGACAGUCACGGGGUCCAACCUGGAUGUGAUUCAGGAGCCAAGGAUCCGUGUGAAGUACAAUGGCAAGGAGUCUGUCAAUGUCUGUAAGAUUGUGAACACAACUACCCUGACUUGCUUAGCUCCACCCCUCACUCCUGAGUACCGACCUGGCUUGGAUGCUGUCGAGCGACCGGACGAAUUUGGCUUUGUCUUUAACAACGUGCAAUCCCUGCUGAUCUAUAAUGACACUAAGUUUAUUUACUACCCAAACCCAACAUUUGAGCUUCUGAGCCCUACUGGGGUUUUGGAUCAGAAGCCGGGAUCGCCCAUCAUCCUCAAGGGCAAAAAUCUGUGCCCACCAGCUUCCGGAGGAGCAAAGCUAAACUACACUGUCCUGAUUGGAGAUACCCCCUGUGCUGUCACUGUGUCUGAGACCCAACUGCUGUGUGAGCCCCCCAACCUCACCGGGCAGCACAAAGUUAUGGUGCACGUGGGCGGCAUCAUCUUCUCCCCUGGCUCGGUGAAUGUGAUCUCGGACAGCCUGCUGACCUUGCCCGCCAUCGUCAGCAUUGCGGCGGGAGGCAGCCUGCUUCUCAUCAUUGUCAUCAUCGUCCUCAUCGCUUACAAGCGCAAGUCCCGGGAGAACGACCUCACCCUCAAGAGGCUCCAGAUGCAGAUGGACAACCUGGAGUCUCGGGUGGCCCUGGAAUGCAAGGAGGCUUUUGCGGAGCUGCAGACAGACAUCAAUGAAUUAACCAGUGACCUGGAUCGCUCCGGGAUCCCAUACCUUGAUUAUCGGACAUAUGCCAUGAGGGUCCUUUUCCCUGGCAUCGAGGACCACCCCGUCCUGCGUGAGCUGGAGGUCCAAGGGAACGGGCAGCAGAAUGUGGAGAAGGCCUUGAAGCUCUUUGCCCAGCUAAUCAACAACAAGGUGUUUCUGCUGACAUUCAUCCGGACCCUGGAGCUGCAGCGUAGCUUCUCCAUGCGCGACCGUGGCAAUGUGGCUUCCCUUAUCAUGACAGGCCUGCAGGGAAAGCUGGAAUAUGCAACUGACGUGCUGAAGCAGCUGCUCUCAGACCUGAUUGAGAAGAACCUGGAGAAUAAGAAUCACCCCAAACUGCUCCUGCGCAGGACCGAGUCUGUGGCUGAGAAGAUGUUGACUAACUGGUUUGCCUUCCUCCUCCAUAAAUUCUUAAAGGAGUGCGCUGGGGAGCCGCUCUUCAUGCUGUACUGUGCCAUCAAGCAGCAGAUGGAGAAGGGCCCUAUCGAUGCCAUCACAGGGGAGGCACGCUAUUCUCUGAGUGAGGACAAGCUGAUCCGGCAGCAAAUUGAGUACAAAACAUUGAUCCUGAACUGUGUGAACCCCGAUAACGAGAACAGCCCAGAGAUCCCCGUGAAGGUGCUGAACUGCGACACCAUCACUCAGGUCAAAGAGAAGAUUCUGGAUGCGGUGUACAAAAACGUCCCCUAUUCCCAAAGGCCAAGGGCUGUCGACAUGGACUUGGAGUGGCGGCAAGGCCGGAUAGCUCGUGUGGUCCUGCAGGAUGAAGACAUCACCACCAAGAUUGAGGGCGACUGGAAGCGGUUAAACACCCUGAUGCAUUAUCAGGUGUCAGACCGCUCCGUGGUGGCACUCGUUCCUAAACAGACCUCCUCUUAUAACAUCCCCGCCUCUGCCAGCAUAUCUCGAACCUCCAUUAGUAGAUACGAUUCAACAUUCCGGUACACAGGCAGCCCAGACAGCCUCCGCUCCAGGGCACCCAUGAUCACCCCUGACCUAGAGAGCGGAGUGAAAGUCUGGCACCUAGUCAAAAACCAUGACCAUGGAGACCAGAAGGAGGGCGACCGGGGCAGUAAGAUGGUGUCUGAGAUCUACCUGACUAGGCUCCUAGCUACAAAGGGUACGCUGCAGAAAUUCGUGGAUGACUUGUUCGAGACCUUGUUCAGUACUGUGCACCGAGGCAGCGCGCUCCCACUGGCCAUAAAAUACAUGUUCGAUUUCCUGGAUGAGCAAGCAGAUAAGCACGGCAUCCACGACACAGAUGUGAGGCACACCUGGAAGAGCAAUUGCCUCCCUCUCCGGUUCUGGGUGAACGUAAUUAAAAACCCCCAGUUUGUGUUCGAUAUCCACAAAGGCAGCAUCACAGACGCCUGCCUCUCUGUCGUCGCCCAGACCUUCAUGGACUCCUGUUCCACCUCAGAGCACCGCCUGGGCAAGGACUCCCCCUCCAACAAAUUGCUCUAUGCCAAGGAUAUCCCCAGCUACAAGAGCUGGGUAGAAAGGUAUUAUGCAGACAUUGCAAAGCUCCCAGCCAUCAGUGACCAGGAUAUGAAUGCCUACCUCGCGGAGCAGUCGCGCCUGCAUGCCAUUGAGUUCAACAUGCUGAGCGCGCUCAAUGAGAUCUACUCUUACGUCAGCAAGUACAGUGAAGAGAUCAUCGGGGCUCUGGAGCAGGAUGAGCAGGCGCGCAGGCAGCGCUUGGCAUACAAAGUAGAACAGCUUCUCUGUGCCAUGUCUAUUGAGAGCUGAAGAAAGGAGAUGGUGCUCCUAGGACCAGGAGAAGGAACUAGUUACUCUUGGGAAUGAAGAGUAUGAACAAGCAAGGAAGGCACCGGACCCAUAGAAAUACUGAAACAUCCUCUGGGGGAAGCAGGGAUUGUCCCAGAUACUAAGUUCAAAAUCAUUUAGAUUCCAGUUUGAAAGGACAGCAAGAAGGACAGUGCAUCUCAAUGCAAAAUAGGGUCAAGCUGGAGUAAUUCUUCAAGUCAUAUGUGUGGAAGGAAGGAACCUGAGGAGUCUGGAUGCCUCCGUGACUGCUACUUUGCAUGAAAAUCAUUUGAUAUAUAUUAGGAAAUAAUGAAAACUGUAUUUAAAGGGUUUAAAAAAAGAGGGAAAGAAAAAAAAUUAAAGCAACCACAGUGGCCACACAGAUAAUUCAGCCAACAAAGUUCAAUUCCAAAUUCUCUCUCUCUCACUCGUCAGUUUCCCGUGGUGUGUGGCUCAGACGUUCUGCGAAUAGACUCCUAUGCUAAUCGGAAAAAUUGGAAAAUGAAAUUAUUCCUGUUCCUGGGAACUUUUAAAAAAUAUGAGCACAAGUUUGCACCAAACCUUUUUACACAAAGGAAGAUAAUAGUUUAGCUGGAAAUAAAUCCAGUGGCACCAGAAAGAACUUGACCUGAAUUACAGAACCAUCAGAUCAUCUAACCUGUUUGUCUUGAAAUCCAGCUUUAUCUGUGUAUUUAUAUAGUGUCAAUAUAUAGAUAUUAUAUAUAUAUUUUUUAAAUCCCACUUACUGUUGAAUGAUGGUGGGUCUGAUUUUAAACAUUUUUCUCUUUUAUUUCCAUUCCAUUUCAACACCCAGCUCCACUCCGGUGUAAAGAUUCCGCGGUAUUUUUGUUUGCUGCACUCGUGUUCCUGAAGAAUGUUCUGCCCUUCGUGGCAUUUGAAACUAAGGAAGUCAUAUACUGUUUAAACUGAAAUUGGUGCAUUGUAGGUUUCUACAGGUGCAAUUUAAGCAAAACCAAUUGGCUGAUCUUGUACAGUCGAGCAGAGCUGGGCUGAGACUGACUUAGUUGCUUGGGCUGUUAGUUGACUAGUGUUAUUUUGUUCCAGCCACAAUGUGAUUUCUUGCAGUAAAAAAAACAAACUAA
Molecule: messenger RNA, 5453 nt
Organism: Terrapene triunguis (Three-toed box turtle)
Lineage: Eukaryota; Metazoa; Chordata; Testudines; Emydidae
Gene: PLXNA2
Product: plexin A2
Exons: 30
Coding region: 1-4332 (1443 amino acids)
Biological process (GO): negative regulation of cell adhesion; positive regulation of axonogenesis; regulation of GTPase activity
Cellular component (GO): semaphorin receptor complex
Molecular function (GO): semaphorin receptor activity; protein binding
Source: RefSeq, a predicted model, not a curated record